Molecule: messenger RNA, 1832 nt
Organism: Ciona intestinalis (vase tunicate)
Lineage: Eukaryota; Metazoa; Chordata; Ascidiacea; Phlebobranchia; Cionidae
Source: RefSeq, a predicted model, not a curated record
UUACCUUCGAAGAAUUUUUGGAGUUUGAAAAAGUGGAUGACUGGCCACAAGCUCUUACAUCUGAAUCAGUUCUUGAUUUAAGUGAAGUUCCCAGAAUUUGGUCAAAAGAAGAAAUUAUUGAUGACUUGCAGAAGAGUGCUCCUUUUGAAUUGGAAAGUUUGGACAAAAUGGAAAUUGUACUGGAUGAGUUCUGUGAUAGAUUAAUGUAUUUCUCAUCCUAUAUAACAAGCCCAGAGGAUCGACCGUCAAGGAUUCCUGACAAUUUGUUUCAUGCACCAAGAAAAGAGAUUUUAGAAAAAGCUUCUGAAUUUGAUGCAGUUCGCUUGCAUCACAGUCGUCGGAAAAAGAAAAAAGAUGUGAAAGAAGUGCUUGCUGAAGCAGAACAAGCAUCACGAACACGAAAUAUUGAUUAUGUUAACUUUCCUGGAUUCCGACCAAAGGAAUUGACAGAGUUGCCAAGCCAGCUUGAAGCUCCACAGCUGUUAAACAAAGUAACAGAAGCUCAAUCUUUUAAUAGAGGUUUCCUUCAGUUAUGGAAAAAGUUGUUUUAUUCCGAAGCCUCGAUCGCUGUCAUGCAAGAUACGUUCUGGUGGUUCUUUCUAGAAAACUUUGAGCACAACACACAUGCCCAGGACAAGUUAUUCACCAGAAUUGCUGAUAGUUACAUUGCUCUCUUCUUUAGUGCACAUCCAGACAUAAGAGACAAAUUUUUCAAGGAAUAUCCGCGAUGUCUUGCGCAAGUCGUCUAUCUCACAUUUUGUGAAGCAUUUCCUGAAUCUUCUGAUCGAAUGACCGAACAAUUUGUUUCCGAACUUGCGAACCUAACUUCAGAGUGGAUAGCAGGUGUUAAGCCACCAGUAACCGAAUGGCGGAAGUGGCCGUGGGAAAAAUUAGGUCACAAACCUGAAGACCUGGUCGGCGGAACAAACGUCAUUUUAAACGACCGCGCGGGGGCGCCCGGGAGCCGCGGGGCACCAGACUUCGCAAAAGAACUUGCUGCAGAAUUGGAAUUGCAGUUUCCCGCUCAGCAGGUCCCCACAGCGCCGUCUGACGGUACAAAAUUUCAAGAGGUCUUAAUCUCCGUAACCGGCGACGACAGCGCAAGACAGAAAGAUUCUACCGGAGAUCAAGCGGCUACUCGAAAAACACGGGCUAAGUCGUUGGCAACGAGCACUAAGUAUGCGUUUGACCGUGCCAAGAAUGAAGAAUCAGCACAGGCCGGACCCGGUCCAGAUUUCGAGCGAGUCCUCUUUAACAUGGGAGGAAGAAGUCCUUUAGUUGCCCAACAUCUUUAUAUGAAGCAUCUUCGGAACAAAGAGUUGGUAGGAAGAUCUAUGAGAAGAACUGAAGUUCUACAACAACAAGUUGACGGAAUGACUUUUAAUGACGUCAUUAUGAAAUCGAAAAAGACUAUCAAGGGACUGCACGCCCAAAGAGAAAGGUCCGACGAUGCAGCACAAAAAGAAAUAGCGAAAGUUCACGCAGGAAAGCGACGAGCUAUCAAAAAGAUCGAAGCUUUGCAGAAAUCUCUAACCGAUCCGCUGGAAAUUAAAAUCCGAAGCGACAAAGUUCUGGACCAAGCGCUCGAAAAGGGGUCGCAUCGCCCUACUACUUACGUUUCAAGUAAAGCACCAAGUAAUCACUCGGCUCUGCUUAAAGAGGACGCUGGAGAUACCUAACUUAAUUGUCAUUAAACUUUCGUGUUCCUGUCUCUCAUUGGUUAUCUUCCUUUCAUUUCACGAGUACCUGCGCUGAUUUACAACAUUCCAUUAUUUAUUAUUGCUUGGUGCAAGUUUUUUUUUAUAAAUAUAUUAAUGUACCGUUUAAGAACA